This is a messenger RNA of Letharia columbiana, 495 nucleotides long. RefSeq lists its product as uncharacterized. Bases 1 to 495 code for a protein of 164 amino acids. Gene Ontology annotation, molecular function: TBP-class protein binding. The transcript has a single exon. The record is from RefSeq and is a predicted model, not a curated record. NCBI's taxonomy places the organism in Eukaryota, Fungi, Ascomycota, Lecanoromycetes, Lecanorales, Parmeliaceae.
AUGCCUAAACUCACUCAACUUCUAGGAAUGAGAAACCGCGACGAAUCACAAGGCAGAUCAGAAAAAGACACCGACUACCUGGCCCGAAUGGUCCGAGAAAAUGCCAACCGACAGAACUUCUCAGCUCUCACAUUCCGCUUCUGCUACCAACUCGCCCUCGACCUAUCCACCGCCGAACUCGCCCGCACGAUCGCAGCUUCCGAGUAUCCCGGAACCCCGCUCCACCGCUACUCCGAGCUAGAAUUGUCCGCAGCUUCCGUCUACAUGGCCUCGCAUGUUCGCGGUGCACCGAAGACUCUGACGGAGGUUGCGCGGUUGACGAAGGUCGGUUCGGAUACCAUCCACGCGCUUUACACGGAGCUCUAUCUCGCACAACAACGACUCAGGGAUGCGGACUGGCAUGAUAUCUUCGGUGGCCCACGUCAUCUCCCGGCUGUUGAAGUGCGGCGUACUUUGACGUUUCCACCACUCAAGUCUUUCGGGCGUCCAACGUAG